AUGAUCCAGGCAGGAGCAACGGGUUUAGAAUGGGGUCAGAUGCCCGGAUUCCAGAUGGGUUUUGCCGAUGAAGAGAACUGGAAAGCAGAGGGGAGGGCGCCGUGGUUGGGAAAGCUGGCGGUGGUCCUCGGCCUGCGCAGCGCCCGGGCGGAGGAGGCCUGCACGGGCACCUGCCCCACCGCCUGCGCCUGCAGCAGCGCCGAGCGCGGCUGCUCGGUGCGCUGCGACCGCGCGGGCCUCCUGCGGGUGCCGGCCGAGUUCCCGUGCGAGGCGGCCUCCAUCGACCUGGACCGCAACGGCCUGCGCUUCCUGGGCGAGCGGGCCUUCGGCACGCUGCCGUCGCUGCGCCGCCUGUCGCUGCGCCACAACAACCUGUCCUUCAUCACGCCCGGCGCCUUCAAGGGCCUGCCGCGCCUGGCCGAGCUGCGCCUGGCGCACAACGGCGACCUGCGCUACCUGCACGCGCGCACCUUCGUGGCGCUCGGCCGCCUGCGCCGCCUCGACCUGGCCGCCUGCCGCCUCUUCAGCGUGCCGGAGCGCCUCCUGGCCGAGCUGCCCGGCCUGCGCGAGCUCGCCGCCUUCGACAACCUCUUCCGCCGCGUCCCCGGCGCGCUGCGCGGCCUGGCCAACCUGACGCAUGCGCACCUGGAGCGCGGCCGCAUCGAGGCCGUGGCCUCCAGCUCCCUGCAGGGCCUGCGGCGCCUGCGCUCGCUCAGCCUGCAGGCCAACCGCGUGCGCGCCGUGCACGGCGGCGCCUUCCGCGACUGUGGCGCCCUGGAGCACCUGCUGCUCAACGACAACCGGCUGGCCGUGCUGCCGGCUGACGCCUUCCGCGGCCUGCGGCGUCUGCGCGUUCUCAACCUGGGCGGCAACGCGCUGGGCCAGGUGGCGCGCGCCUGGUUCGCCGACCUCGCGGAGCUUGAGCUGCUCUACCUGGACCGCAACAGCAUCGCCUUCGUGGAGGAGGGCGCCUUCCAGAACCUCUCGGGCCUCCUCGCCCUGCACCUCAACGGCAACCGCCUCAACGCGCUCGCCUGGGCCGCCUUCCAGCCCGGCUUCUUCCUGGGCCGUCUCUUUCUCUUCCGCAACCCGUGGCGCUGUGACUGCCACCUACAGUGGCUGCGCGACUGGAUGGAGAGCUCCGGGCACGUGGCCGACGUGCCGUGCGCCGCUCCGGGCUCCGUGGCUGGCCUGGACCUCAGCCAGGUGGCCUUUGGGCGCUCCUCCGAUGGCCUCUGUGUGGACCCCGAGGAGCUGAACCUCACCACGUCCAGCCUAGGCCCGUCCCCAGAGCCAGCGGCCACCACCGUGAGCAGGUUCAGCAGCCUCCUCUCCAAGCUGCUGGCCCCGAGGGCCCCUGGGGCCGAGGCGGCCAACGCCACUCAGGGGCCAGGCAACGCCUCGCUGGCCGGCAGCCUUCCCUCCCGCGCGCUGGGAGGCUGGGCCCGCCAGACCCGGCUUCUCCUCGGCUCCAGUCUCCUCCUCAGCGUGGCCCGGCACGCGCUGUUUGCCCUCCAGGUGGACUGACCCUGCCCCAGUGAGGUGGCCCAAACGCCUUGGCCAGCAGGGCAGAGUUAACUGGGCUCGAGGGUGUUUGUGGUCGAGGAGAGGGGAACAGGAUGGGGGCAGGUAGUGAAAAUUCCAGCGGAGGGUGGAAGGGACAGUCUGCCUCCAGAGGUGGCCCUAGGAAGAGAAGAACCCUGGGUAAUGCCACGAGAGGGAGGGGGAGGUUAUGGAUUUCUGCUCAUGUCACAGGGACGUCAGUUGGGGAAGAGAAGCAAGAAGGAACAGGGGCCCUCUGGUGAGAAGGCUAGGCAUUGGAAGCUUCUAGGGCUACGGGGCUCUACCCCCCACCCCCCAAGUCUUCCAGGAAACAGGGCCUGCAGUGCCUGAAUGAGAGUCCAUCGGUUGGCUAAGUCCUAAGAACUGUGCCCGUUCUCCUGGGGGGGCAACCCAUUAAGCCCAAUCCCUUUGUUUUCUACCACAAUCCUCCUCCCCCUCCCCCGGGGGUCUGGGGACCCUCGGGUCCAGAAAAGAUGGACAGGAAAGAAGGGGUAUGGGAGAAGGACUUAGACCCAAGGGGGUGGCUGUGGUUCCUAGGGUCUGAGAUGUGUUAGAAGGUAUUUAAAACAAAGAUCCAUUUCAUUUAUUACACACUUAUUCCUAGGGGUCGCCUUAGCUGCAAAGGACCUUUAGGGCAGGGUAGGGAAAAAAGGGGGGGAGGGGGUGUCUGUGGACAAGUAAAUUUGUAAAAUCCUAAGAUUAUGAAAAAAAAAAGAGGUUAAACAGCUUUCUCUACUGAGUCUUUCAUAUGCAAACAGGCAUUGUGAGUCUUCCGGGGAGGCCACAAAAUCCUCUUUUCUUAGCGUUUUGUGGGAAGAGUGUCCAGAAGACAGAGAUGCCUGUGUUAGCAGGGCAGGGAGCCUCCAGCUUGGAUGAUCCCAUUAGGUGGGGAAGUUAUUAUGGGCUGCACACUUUGGGGCUAACAGCCAAGAGGAAAUGAGGCAGCCAGUAGCUGGUAGGGGGGCUGAGAGAUUUCCCAGGGUGGGAGCUGGCCGACUGUAGGCCCCCAGGCCUGAGUGCCAGAGCGAUGGCUGUAUGUCUGCUGAAUUACUUGCUCGAGCUGUUUUCCACACAUACGUAAUGAUGAUUACGUUUGUUAGCUUUCUGGAAAUCCCUAAUCUUAAUGUCCUGAGUUCCUAUCUCUGUAUUUGAAGAGGUGGAUUUUCAAAGCCCACGCAGAUUCAGGGUGCACCGAACUCUCAGUUCUUCAUGGUGACAGUGCUUCUUCUGUGUCUCUGCGUGAUACUGAGUAUUAGAAAUGUUGCAGAAAUCGCCACCAAGGGCAGGAGUGUUCACAUGGGUUUUGACCAUUAGUGGUCACCAACUCAAUUUAACAAGUCGUGCCUGGCAUUUUAGAAAACAAGAUAGAACAGAAAAGUCACAGAGCAUCACGUGUAAUAUUAUAAGACUAAGUGUUGUUUUGUGAAACUUUAAAAAAAAUUUGUAUGCAUUUGUUCAGAUUGUAUCUGUAUGUGUGUACCGGGUUGCUGUGUACAAUUUAUAUUUUAUUGUGGGUUAUGUGAAAAAAGUUUGAAAACCAAUAAUCUGGAGCAUGGAUGAUUUUUUUUUAACUUUUUAUUUUGAAAAAUCUCAAAGCUCCAGAAAAGUUUCAAGAAUAGUAGAGUGAACACUUUGGCCGUUCCCCUAGGUUUCCCAGUUGUUAACAUUUUACUAUAUUUGCUUUCUCUCUCUCUCCGUAUUAUUAUUUCUUACUAACAGUUUGAGUUAGUUGCAAACAUCAUGAGCCUUAACCCUGAAAUACCUUAGCGUGUAGUUUGUAACGACAUUCUCUGACAUUCUCACAGUACCAUUAUCAAAAUCAGCAACUUUUGAUAGAAUACUAUUAUUUAAAAUAUACUCUAUAUGGAAACUUCAA
This is a messenger RNA of Equus caballus (horse), 3439 nucleotides long. The record is from RefSeq and is a predicted model, not a curated record. Lineage: Eukaryota; Metazoa; Chordata; Mammalia; Perissodactyla; Equidae.